Cavenderia fasciculata is the source of this 468-nucleotide messenger RNA. RefSeq lists its product as uncharacterized. Lineage: Eukaryota; Evosea; Eumycetozoa; Acytosteliales; Cavenderiaceae. The record is from RefSeq and is a predicted model, not a curated record. The coding region runs from base 1 to 468 and encodes 155 amino acids. The transcript has a single exon.
AUGGACGUCAGACAAGUUGCGCAAAAGGCAUGGACGAUGAAUCGUUUCCUUGCCGACCCUUCCAACAACUCCAUCUCGUACCGCAGGGUGUGGACCAACCAUAUACUCGGCGAGUACCUACGCCUAGGCACCCUCUCCAACAGCUCCACAUACUUCCAAACAUGUUGGGAAGCAUGGUUACAUCUGUAUCGUGCCACGUACGACAAACCAUUCACCGAGUUUGGACCCUAUCUUCCAAAGCACAUCUCUGCCAAGGAGGGACCAGACCAACCAAAUACACCAAUCGAAUUAAAGCAAAUCUACUCUGCUCUCCAAGCAACCAGACUACCAAAGGUCAACCAAAAGACCGUCGGUCAAAGAGAGAUCGAGGCUCUCUUUGGUACCAACAUCGAGCAAAUAUUUGCCGUCGUGGCAAGCGUCAAAUGCACAACAGCAAGAGACACCUCUUUCGUUUCUUUGCCAGAAUAA